Malaya genurostris is the source of this 564-nucleotide messenger RNA. RefSeq lists its product as uncharacterized. The record is from RefSeq and is a predicted model, not a curated record. Lineage: Eukaryota; Metazoa; Arthropoda; Insecta; Diptera; Culicidae. The coding region runs from base 1 to 564 and encodes 187 amino acids. The transcript has 4 exons.
AUGAAUCUGGCGUGGUGUAUUUUCGUUGCCGCAAUAACGGCGACCGUAUUCGGUUCAAGUGACAGCAGUAAUUACAGUAAUUCUACACAAGUACUUAACCGUCGGAAGCGAUAUUUAAUUUUCCGUGAUAUUUCCAGAGGAUUUUGUCGUGUGAAUAUCAAAGAUAGAAUGGUGGACACCACAAACAUUUGGGCGCAAGGUAUUGGUUACCGUAUCAAUAUUGAAUUCAACAAUCCACCUGGGCUAAGGAUUACCAAACGUGACCUACACAACACGAUCGAGGAAAUGCUUCAAACACACGGAUUUGAUGGAAGAGCAUGUAUUUUGCGAACCUUUUGCGAGAUCUCCAAUACCAUUACGCCGGACAGUGGAUUCAUAUUCAAACUUUUCAAAAAAAUAUUUGCACAUCCCGCACCAACUGACGUUAGUUCCACCGGUUCUAAUAGUUUACCCCAAGGCGAUGAAGUAUACUUUCCAUAUCUUAAAUCUACCGAUUGCGAGGAGUUGGAACGCCAUUGUCCGAUAAGGCAACUGGAAAUACCGGAAGGCAGUGAAGUGCGAUGA